This is a messenger RNA of Quercus lobata, 3794 nucleotides long. Its product is annotated as Transducin/WD40 repeat-like superfamily protein. Gene Ontology annotation, molecular function: protein binding. The transcript is spliced from 8 exons. The record is from RefSeq and is a predicted model, not a curated record. NCBI's taxonomy places the organism in Eukaryota, Viridiplantae, Streptophyta, Magnoliopsida, Fagales, Fagaceae. The coding region runs from base 1394 to 3445 and encodes 683 amino acids.
ACCAAGCCCACAAAACCAUAACAAAAGAGAUUUUAGCUUAGCAGAACAGCCUAGCUAGCUAGCUAGCUAGCUUCAUUAAACAACCUGUAUCUUUAAUGGCGCGGCACAAAACAUACUCUGCAACACAAAGCCCAAUAUAUUUUUUUGAUAAAUCAGAACUGAUUCCAUGCGGCCCACACACAAAGAGUGAGAGAGAGAGAGAGAGAGAGGGCUAAGACCCUAAAACCUUCACCUAGAAAAAAUGAUUUCUGACACCAUUAGUAUGACCUAUGAGCCACAAGUGGCCACCCCACUACACCAAAGUCUCUCUCUCUCUGUCUCUCUCUCACAGUUACUAGCACUUGCUUUCAUAAUGGUGGUGGUACUUAUACUUGUGGGUGCUAGUCUAGUAGUGUAGGAAUGGUAUCAUGAGAGAGGGGCUUGCGUUGUUUUUCUCAGUGGCUGUCUGUCUGUCCGAGAUUGGUGGUGGGCUUUUAACUUUUUAAGGACCAAAAGACAGCAGUAGUAGAAGUAGAGUAGAGUGGUUGCAGAAACACGACAGUACUCUAGCCUCUUUUGUUUCCCGGGAAAAGUCCAAUUCUUCCCUCAGUUUGUUAAUUGUUACUAGUCACUACAUUCCAAAACCCAGAUCUCGAGGUUUGUUUCCUAAGAAGUGCCAUUUGUCACAGCCAAAGUUUUAAUCUUUUUAUUGCACACCCUUUUAUCUGUUCCCACCUUUCCUUCUUCCGCCAAUCUCUCUUCUAUAAAUUCUUAUAUACUUUUUGAACCUCUCUCUAUGUGCCGACCUCACAAUGAGUCUUUAAGGGGUUCAAUACAAAGCACUUGGAAGAGUUGAAAGUUGAAAGUUGAAAAGAGUAUUGGGUUUGUUUUGUUAUGUGCUUAAAGGUGUGGAAUUUGACCUUUGAGGUGUUGCAUUGGCCACAAUUAUAGGAGGGUCGGUGAUUGUGUUGAAUUUCACUGUUGCUUUGCACUGAAGCCGAGGUACAACCUUCGAACCUUGCAGCUUUGAUCUUUGUUUCCUGUAUUUCAUUAUUCUAGCACUUCCGGGUUUUUGGGUUAUGGCUGUUGUUUUUUAAUGCAAAUCUUAGUAUUGGGAUUCAUAUAUUGGAGCUUUAGAACAUGUGAAAAACGGUUCUCAUUGGUGGGCUUUUGGGUUUGGUAGUUGGUUCCAAGUAUUUGCCCAUGCCUGUAAAAUAUUUAUAAUUAUAUAUACAGUUCAAUUACAACCUGUGGAUACCUAUUGUUUGUGUAAUUAGCCAAUAAAACUCGGUCCGUGAAUUCGGGCUUUGUUGGGUAUUUAAGGGAUUCCAACUUCUGCUUCAAGAGCAUACUAGAGGGAGGGAGUGUUUAGGAGAGUGUUUUUGAUGUGGAAUAUUGGUCUUAAGUACAAGACAUGCUGAGCUCUGAUGAGGGAGAAUUUGAUGUGUUCUUUGACUCGGUGGAUCAAUUGUCGUCUGAAGGAUCAAUUGUAGGUAAAGAAGAGUUAGAUUCUGUAAGUUUAGAGUAUGGUAUUUGGAUGAAUGAACCGCUAAGUGUUAAGGGCAGACGAGAGAGUUUUCUACAUGGGAUGGGUUUAGCUGAAUUUGGUGCUGCUAGGAUUUGUGGUGAGGAGAAUGAAAUGGACUUUGGUGGCUCAUCAGAGAUGAUGGGAUUGGACAGGCUUACGGAAUGCAGUGGAGCAGUUUCAAGCUCUAGCAUUUCAUCUAUUGAUUGUGCGGAGGAAAAUUUGGUUUGUUGUAGAAAUGAGAGGGGCAAUGAAGCAAAUGCCAUGUUUGAUGUAUUGAAAGGAAAAGAAGAAGAUGAACAGAAAGUAGUUCUUAAUGGGGAGGACACUUUGCUUUCAACUUCUGCUAGAAAAUGUGUAGAGAAUGAUACUCUUGCUAAUGUACAAGCAUAUAAUAUGUUAGAUGUGGGUAAAAGGAAAUUCAAAAGUUGGUUAAAACACUUUGUCAACAAAAGGAAGGGAAGAGGAGAUACAUUUGUAACUGAGGUAUCAAAAACAAAUUAUGAAACACCUAAAAUAAAACGAGCGAAGGUGUGGCAGAACAAGAAGAGGUACAUGGAGCUUACUGCUCUUUAUAAUGGGCAAGAGAUUUGUGCACACAAAGGCUUAAUUUGGACAAUGAAGUUUAGUCCAGAUGGCCAGUAUCUAGCAAGUGGUGGUGAAGAUGGGAUUGUACGUAUUUGGCGUGUUACAUCAGCAGAUGCCUCUUACAAUGAUUUAAUUAUUGAAGGCAAUUCUAGUAUAAAAGUGAAAGGAGGCAAGUUCACUUUUGGUGGAAAAAAGACAAGCCAUGCCUCCAUUGUCAUUCCUGAUAAGGUUUUUCACAUCGAAGAGUCACCCCUGCAAGAAUUUCACGGCCAUUCUAGUGAUGUCUUGGAUCUGUCUUGGUCCAAUUCGAACUGUCUUCUUUCAUCAUCCAAGGAUAGAACCGUUCGUCUCUGGCAAGUGGGUUGCAACAAAUGUUUAAAUGUUUUCCGUCACAAUGAUUACGUGACAUGUGUUCAAUUCAAUCCGGUUGAUGAUAAUUACUUCAUCAGUGGCUCCAUAGAUGGAAAAGUUCGAAUUUGGGGAGUGUUUGAGAAAAGAGUUGUUGAUUGGGAUGGUGUGCGAGAUGUAAUAACUGCUAUAUGUUACCAGCCAGAUGGAAAGGGGAUCAUUGUUGGUUCAAUUACAGGCACUUGCCGCUUCUAUGAUGCAUCAGGCAAACAUCUUGAGCUGGAUGCUAAGAUACAUAUUCAAGGUAGAAGAAAAUCUUCUGCUAACAAGAUAACUGGCAUUCAGUUCUCACAGGAAAUAUCUCAGAGAGUUAUGAUAACAUCAGAAGACUCCAAAAUUCGUAUAUUUGACGGGAUUGACAUCAUCCACAAAUACAGAGGUCUUCCAAAGUCAGGAAGUCAGAUGUCAGCUUCAGUUGCUUCAAGUGGGAAACAUAUAAUCUCAGUUGGGGAGGACUCUCGAGUUUAUGUCUGGAACCAUCAUGGGUUGUGCAUCCCUUUGGAAAAAGAAACAAAAUCUGUCCGUUCCUGUGAGCAUUUCAUCUCUGAAGGUGUGACUGUUGCAGUACCUUGGUCAGGUUUGGGAAUGGAACCAAGGAGCUCAGGGAGUGGUAGUCCCAAGUAUUGCUCACAAACACUGGAUCAAAUAGAGGCUGCUUCUCGAGUUAGAGAUUCAGAACGUUUUUCUCUUGGUAAUUGGUUCUCUAUGGACGGCCCAUGCAGGGGCUCUGCAACAUGGCCUGAAGAGAAACUUCCUGUGUGGGAUGUUCUAGGUUCAGAAGAUGAAUCUCAUCAUCAGCACCAUCUAGGCCAUGAGCUGCAGCACAAUAAUAAUGCCCACAAACACAUGGCUGUAUCAGAAACAUGGGGGCUAGUGAUUGUGACUGCUGGAUGGGAUGGAACAAUCAGGACAUUCUACAACUAUGGAUUGCCCAUCAGGCUCUAGGAGUAUUCUUGGAUCAGCCUUGAUGAAGAACUUUUAUUUGUGACUUGUGAGCCAGCUCACUGUCUGUCCAUAUAGAGUUUCACUAGGAUUUAAAUGUGCGCAAGUUCUUGAUAUUCAGCCAAUAUAUUUUCCUAACCUUAUCAGCAUACUCAAAAUUCGUAGGAUGACUACCCUUUAUAACAUGUUUCAUAAGUUUGUAGAUUCUCACUAUGUCAACUUGCUUACCUGGUCUCUCUCAAGGAGACAGGCCAUGCAAUUUUUCAUUUCUUUACCUUUUGUAAAUGAUACCUGAUGUACACAACACAGAAAAUAUAUACAAUUGAAUUUUUGGUCUACUUUACAUUCUUCA